Messenger RNA from Ilyonectria robusta, 1707 nucleotides. RefSeq lists its product as uncharacterized. Gene Ontology annotation, biological process: asparaginyl-tRNA aminoacylation. Gene Ontology annotation, cellular component: cytoplasm. NCBI's taxonomy places the organism in Eukaryota, Fungi, Ascomycota, Sordariomycetes, Hypocreales, Nectriaceae. The record is from RefSeq and is a predicted model, not a curated record. Gene Ontology annotation, molecular function: asparagine-tRNA ligase activity; nucleic acid binding; ATP binding. The transcript is spliced from 2 exons. The coding region runs from base 1 to 1707 and encodes 568 amino acids.
AUGGCGACCAUCUAUAUCGACGAGGACGUCGGCAAGGACGAGACUACCCAGCUUGGCACCGAGCAAUCGCCCUAUAAGACUCUUCAAUUCGCGUACAUCCAGCGCCCCGCCGAAGGACAAUACCUUAUCCGCAAGUCUGAGAAUGCCGACGAUGAGGCCGCCAAGGAGUGGAAGCCUGCUGCCAAGUCGGCCCUGAAGAAGGCUGUCAACCUCUUCGAGCAGCACAAGAAGAAGGCUGCCCGCGAGGAGGAACUCGCUAUCCGCCGCAAGAAGGAGGAGGAGGUGCGACAAAAGGUGUUGGAGGAGGCCAAGGCCAUUGUGCUCGAGGAGGACGCCAGCCUUCCCGCACCCAUCAAGAUCAAGCUGGGUGAUGUUGGUGACCACAUCAAGCUGCGUGACACUCAAGACCCUGAAAGCAAGGGUACCCGGGUGCGCGUCGUCGGCCGUGUGCAUCGCGAGCGUAAGCAAAAGGACGUCCUCUUCAUCACUCUCAGGGAUGGCUACGGCCAAAUGCAGGUUGUCAUUUCUGGCAAGCUGGCAAAGACUUAUGAUGCUCUCACCCUCACUCGAGAGACAUCCAUGGAGAUCUUCGGCGAGAUGCGCGAGGUCCCCCCCGGCGCCCGAGCCCCCCUCAACCGCGAGCUCCACGCCGACUUUUACAAGAUUCCCAGCCACUGGAAGGCUGCUGGUGGCGAAGAUGCCAUCACCAACAAGGUCCAAGCCGAUGCGGAGCACGCCAUGUUGCUAGACAUGCGUCAUCUCACCAUCCGUGGUGACGUCGCCUCGUCGGUCAUGCUUGUGCGUGACGCUGUCGAGUUCGCCUUCAACCAAGCCUACCGGGAGUUCAAGAUCCGCAAGGUCAGCCCUCCUGCCCUCGUCCAGACGCAGGUCGAAGGUGGCGCAACGCUGUUCAAGUUUGAUUACUACCGCGAGGAGGCAUUCCUUACCCAGUCAUCGCAGCUCUACCUUGAGACCUGCCUGCCCUCGAUGGGUGAUGUGUACUGCAUCGAGAAGUCCUUCCGCGCAGAGAAGUCGCUCACCCGACGCCACUUGUCUGAGUUCACCCACAUCGAGGCCGAAUUGGACUUCAUUUCCUUUGAGGACCUCCUGGAGCACAUUGAGCACAUCAUGUGCCGUGUGCUUGAGCUCACCAUGGCCGACCCUUUCAUUGCCGAGAAGGUCAAGGACAUGAACCCUGAUUUCAAGAUGCCGGAGCGUCCCUUUAUGCGCAUGAAGUACUCCGAUGCUAUCACAUGGCUGCAGGAGCACGAGAUCCUCAACGAGGAUGGCAAGCCUCACGAGUUCGGCGACGACAUCGCCGAGGCUGCCGAGCGCCGGAUGACCGACAUCAUUAACAAGCCCAUCUUCCUGACUCACUUUCCCACAGCGAUCAAGGCCUUCUACAUGCAGAAGGACAAGGAUGAUGCCCGUGUCACGGAGAGUGUGGACUGCUUGAUGCCUGGUGUUGGUGAGAUCGUUGGUGGCUCGAUGAGGAUGGAUAACUACGAGGAUCUUAUGGCGGCCUUCCAACGCGAGGGCAUUGAUCCCGAGGCCUAUUACUGGUACACUGACCAGAGGAAGUAUGGUAGCUCUCCCCACGGUGGCUACGGUCUCGGAUUCGAGCGCUUCCUCGCUUGGCUGUGCAAGCAGCACACAGUCCGCGACUGUUGCCUGUAUCCCCGCUACUUCGGCCGCUGCAAGCCUUGA